Messenger RNA from Adineta steineri, 1731 nucleotides. The record is from the annotation of a GenBank genome assembly. NCBI's taxonomy places the organism in Eukaryota, Metazoa, Rotifera, Eurotatoria, Adinetida, Adinetidae.
AUGGCAACUACAACUCGUCAGCUCGGACGUCAAGCAACAAGAAAUACAGCUACUACUAAUACUAAUACUAAUACUGCCGGCUCGGAUUCUGGUGUAGCAUUAUCUCCUUCAUCAACAGGUUCUACAGCUACACCACCUCGUCGAUAUGUUCUUGAUAUACCAACCACCAGUCGUACAAGACGUUCAACAGUUAAUAAAGUAACAGAUGAAUACGAUGAUACUAAUGUACGUUAUUCAAAUGCCGAUGGUAAUACAGUCACUUAUUCAAAUGCUAUUACAUCAGAUGAUAAUAUGGAAGAAUUAUCACGAUCAGGCUCUAGAGAAUAUUAUUAUCGCGAUGGUGAAAGUGACUCAUCAAAUCGUUAUUUAGAGGAUGGAACUGCAAGACGAUAUACAUCCUAUAUGAAUACAGUAAAUGAAGAUCAAGAAGUUCAAGCAUUAACAGAACAAGCAACACCUGAUAUCAAAAAUUACCCAAUUAAUGUUGAUACAAAUCCAGAAUUAAUUGUUCGACCAAAUACCCAACGAUUAACAUAUACACAAGAUAUUGCUGUUCGAUAUUUAAAACCUGGUACACCACCACCUCCAGGACCAAUUAUUAUUCGUGAAAUUCGUGCACCAUCUCUACCCCCUGCACCGCCAAUAAUUCUUCGUCAACGUCCUCCACCACCACGUACACCUUCACCAGUUAUAAUUCGUGAAAAACCACCUUCACGUCCAAAAUCUGUGCCAACAACUAUAAUUAAAAAGGUUAUUCCUCCACCUCCACCACCACCACGUAAAUUAAUCAUUGAACGUCUACCAAAACUUCCACCGAAGCCACGUCCAGUAAUUAUUGAACGUUGGCUUCCCUAUCAUAAACAAAAACGUCAAGUUAUUCAUGAAAAAGCUAAACCAUUAGCUCCACAAACUCGUGUAAAAAAUACUAUUAUUGAAUGGCGUCCACCUGAAAUUGAAGUUGUUAAACAUGUGAAAAAAUUAGGAAUUUCACAAGCUGAUCCACAACGUUAUCAUACACAACAUGGAGAUAAAUUAUAUACAACAGAAUUUGUUCAACGAAAAUUAACUGAAUUAGGUUUACAAGAAGAAUUAGCUUUAAUGCAAGAACAACAAUCAUCUGUAAUGCGUGAAGAUAAUGCUAUUGAACAAACAGAUGAAUAUAAUGUUCGACAAAUUCUUAAUGGUUAUAAUCGACAAUCAUCAUCUUCUCGACAAAAUAAUACAAUAACACGUCUUAUUCAAUCCUCAACUCAAUCAGGUAUUCUUGAUGAUUAUGAUGAUCAACAUCAACAACAACAAAUGCUUUAUGAACGUUCACCAAAUAAUUCUCAAUCGAUUAUGUAUGAAACUAAUCAUUCUAGUAGAGAUGGUAUUUCAUCUAAUGGAGCUCUUCUUACUGAAGAAGUACUCUUACGAUCACAUGCAAAUAGUGGUGGUAAAUUUCCAGCACAUCUCUUAACAAAACUUGGUUCACAUAUAUAUGAUAUGCCAUCGGAAGAAGUUGAUUUUCGAAAUAAUGAAAGACGAACAACAACUACAACAACAUCACGAUAUUAUACAGAAAAUACGGAUGGUGGAAUAAAUUAUGAAUCACCUAAUGAUGAAACAAGUAAUGCAGAAGAACGAUAUGUUCGAGUAAAAGCAUCCGAUUUAAAAGAUGUUUUAGCCAAUUAUGAAGCUUAUAAUUCUACUACAGGAGAAAGAUUAGAAGGUGAACAAUUAGAUUAUUAA